Neltuma alba is the source of this 573-nucleotide messenger RNA. Its product is annotated as protein DMP10-like. The transcript has a single exon. The record is from RefSeq and is a predicted model, not a curated record. Gene Ontology annotation, biological process: endomembrane system organization. Bases 1 to 573 code for a protein of 190 amino acids. Lineage: Eukaryota; Viridiplantae; Streptophyta; Magnoliopsida; Fabales; Fabaceae.
AUGUCUCAAUCAUCUCUGAUCCAAGACCCUGAUUCAAACCAUCCAGUCCAUAAGACACUGGCGAGUGCGGCCAAUUUGGCAAAUCUUCUGCCCACCAGCACCGUCCUUGCUUUCAAUGCCCUCAUUCCUUCUUUCUCCAACAAUGGCGUCUGCCGUCUCUCCAACCACAUUCUUACUCUGUCCGCCAUACUGGUCUGUGCCCUGCUCUGCUUCUUCUCCUCCUUCACCGAUAGCUUCGUGGCCAGAGAUGGUAGGCUCUACUACGGCAUUGCCACGUUCAAAGGUCUCUACAUCUUCAACCAUAGCCAGUUUGAGGAAGUGACAGAAUCGGACAAGUACAAGAUCUCGAGCAUAGACUUCGUGCAUGCGUUCUUAUCAUUGGUGGUGUUUCUGAUAUUCGCCAUCACAAACACCAAUGUUCAGAGCUGUCUGAUGCCUCACGUGGGCCCUAAUGAAAGCGCCUUCAUCACCAACUUGCCGUUAGCAGCUGGGGUUUUAUCCACCUUUCUCUUCACCAUCUUUCCAACAACCAGAAGAGGCAUGGGAUCCUCUGACAUGCACGUCGCUGACUAG